Messenger RNA from Thrips palmi, 2568 nucleotides. RefSeq lists its product as uncharacterized. Gene Ontology annotation, molecular function: protein binding. NCBI's taxonomy places the organism in Eukaryota, Metazoa, Arthropoda, Insecta, Thysanoptera, Thripidae. The record is from RefSeq and is a predicted model, not a curated record. The transcript has 10 exons. The coding region runs from base 402 to 2267 and encodes 621 amino acids.
AGCCAGCGACGCGCGAAGGUGAGGGAAGUUCCCUCAGGGAACCGUAUCACUGUAUCACACGCAACGCAGUGUCCCUGGAUCAGAUCAGAAUUCAACUGAGGUCAACAUUGGCGAUUCCAACCGGAACCACAUCAGGGAACAGUUCAGUCAAUACAAGCAGUUGAGGUUGGUCGGAGAGCUGUUUGAGCGAAGAAAGCCCUCUCGCCAAGUUCGAGGAGAGAAUUUCCCACAAACGCUCGUCGACCUACGGAGAGAGAACCCCGAGCACGGGAAGUGUGAUCUUAAACGGAGGUCAAAGAAGACCCACGUUGAUCUGAUCACUCUGGUCGAGGCCGACCGAAGGAACCGAGAAUUGGCGAGUGGUCUCCUCCAGUCCUCGCCGGUCCUGCCACCCCAUCAGCAUGGAGACGCCGAAGCUCGCCGACCUGGCGGUGGACACCGCGGAGGCGGCGCUGCGCGUCGCGCGCCUGCGACUGCAGUCCGCGGAGGUCGAAGCAGACGCCGCCAGGACGUCUGUGCAGCUGGCCGAGCUCAGCAGAGACCACGCCGUCAAGCGCAGGGAGCUGGGCACGCUGCGGCAGCAGGCGGACGCUAGCAGUGGGAAUGGGGUCCCGGUCAACGCUCCCUCGCCGCCCACUUCCCCGGCAGCCAAGAGGGCGAAAACAGCAGCUUCUGACGCUCUAGUGGAGGCCGAGAGACGUUUGGCAGAGGUCCAGAGUCAGGAGCCGGAGGCCCAGAAGGCGGUGGAGGCGGCGAGGGGCCGCGCGGAGGACCUGAGGCGCCGCCUGGAGCAGUGCCAGCGAGAGAUGCGCGAGACUCUGCGCCAGCUCGCCGACCUGCGCGCUGCACAGGGGCAGGUGGAGCAGCCAGGCGGAGCUCAAACUCACAAGGUGGGGCUGGCCUCGCUGCCCGAGGACGAGUUGCUGCUGGUGCUGAGCCACCUCGAGCCCAGGGAGCUGUUCGCGUGCCGACGAGUCUGCCGCCGGUGGGCAAACGUGGCGAUGCAUCGGGACUUGUGGAGUAAGAGGAGCCUCAGGCUCAGUUUCAGACUUGACGACGCUGGGCUGAUCGCUGCAGUAUUACGUCGAAGCCCUUGCCUGCGCAGCCUCACCUUGGAUUGUAACGCUUUCGACCGUCUUGGCGCUCUGCUCGCGCUCUCGGGGUGCGCUGUGUCGGAACUUGACAUCACAGUCAGAGCAGAGCACGCAGUCCUCUGGGCGAUGCUGCUGAGGAAGCAAGCUUCAAUGGGGCGGCUCAAAAAGCUGAAGGUAGAGGUUGAAAGUUACAAUGUCCUGAAAAGUCCAUGUGCCGUACUCCGACACCUACUCCAAGAAGUUCUCUACACCCGGGGUCUAGAAACGAUCAAGCUGGAAUUAUCAGCUGACUUCGGCAAAGCUGAGGAUCUUCUCAAGGCAAUGAAGUACGAGCACCGUCCUCCGCCGGCCCUGCGGAAGCUGGUGCACGAUAACAAGUUCGCGGACCCGUACCUGCCCCUGCAACUGGAGUGGCACGCGGCCACGCUGGAGGUCGUGAGAUUCCAAAGUGCGUUCGACGGCGCCGCUUCUCACCUCAGCGCGCUGCCCCGCCUGCGGGAGUUGCGUUGCCCCCCGCUGUUCGACAUGGAGGACCUGCACUGCCCGGCGCUCAGGGCACUCCACCUGCGGCUCGACGUGAGCGACGCCAAGCGGCCGUGUCUGCCCGGGGCGGGAGCGUUCCUUCGCGACGCCGUGGCCCACCUGGAGGAGCUGACCCUGGAGUACGCCCAGGACGAGGAGAGCGCCGCCGCCGUCAACCUGGUGCUGAGCCUGGCGGGCCGCGGCAGCGCCACACCGGCACUGCGUCGCCUCGCGUUCUACUACAGAGACUUCGUGGGCAUGGUUCAAGAAGUGACGCGCCCCCUGACCGCCGUCCUUCACCGCCUGCAACGCCUCGUGUCGCUCGACAUUUGUGGGCCACUUCCACAGGACUUCUUGGACGCCCUCGACGGCAAGGUGCUGCCCCUCCUGGAGGAGCUGAGCUUCACCUUCUCGGUCGACUGCCCGCACGCCUGGACGCACGGCGCUGUUGCCAAGAGUGUCCUUCGGCGCUAUCCGCGGCUGCACUUGGUGGUGGACCCCAUCCAUGAUCCGUCGGAGUGUUUGCUUUGUGUGGCCAUGCCCUGUCACGACUUGGCCGAGGAUGAACCUUUCACUAUAUUCAGCCAUCCCGUCAAGACGUCCUGUGGCCGGAAGCACAUGUCACAAGAAGUGCAUAUCGCCCAAGACUGACUCCGACAGUAUUGCUCGCGAAAUAUGUGGCAACUUUCCUGUCGUGAUUUUCCAAGUUUGAUUCAAAUGGACUCAAUUUCAAUAGCCUCAUCUGAAUGGUGAGUUGUUGUUGUUGUUGAGAACGGAAGUUGUUCAAAGUGCUCUUUUGUAUGGUUCGUUUGUUUAUCUCUGAUAUCAAAUUUCACAAGAAAUGACAGUGUUUUCUGUUUCGUUGGCAGGUAAAGACUUAAGUUGUUGAAUAUUUUGCCAAUUUGUAAUCGGAAUGUAAUCAGUUUUAAUGAUUAAAUAUCAUUUCAAUACA